AUGCAGCCACCAGCAAAUGAAUUAGAGCCACCAAAAGAUACUCCAAUCACCGUCGACGAGCUCAAGGAGCAUGACGGCAGCAAUGAUAAGCCAAUCUAUGUAGCCAUCAAGGGUACAGUAUUCGAUGUAACAAAGAAGAAGGAAAUGUACGGUAGUGGUCAGUCCUACAAUAUAUUCGCCGGGAAGGAUGGAAGCAGAGGACUUGGAAUGAGUAGUCUGAACCCGGAAGACGCGGUAUCUGAUUAUAGCACACUCUCAGAGAAAGAGCUGUCUGUACUUGACGAUUGGUACAAAUUCUUCAGCAAACGAUACAAUAUCGUCGGAAGAGUCGUAUAA
Molecule: messenger RNA, 336 nt
Organism: Wallemia mellicola CBS 633.66
Lineage: Eukaryota; Fungi; Basidiomycota; Wallemiomycetes; Wallemiales; Wallemiaceae
Product: cytochrome b5
Exons: 3
Coding region: 1-336 (111 amino acids)
Cellular component (GO): endomembrane system; membrane
Source: RefSeq, a predicted model, not a curated record